Diatraea saccharalis (sugarcane borer) is the source of this 876-nucleotide messenger RNA. Lineage: Eukaryota; Metazoa; Arthropoda; Insecta; Lepidoptera; Crambidae. The record is from the annotation of a GenBank genome assembly.
UCUUUGCUGCUGAUCAAUAAAACAAUUUUAAAUAAUAUUUUCAUGGCUAGCUAGACAAUAAAUUAAGCAAUGUUUCCCACAAUAUUAAGACGAUGUUUAUUUCUUCAAAAUAGGAUGGGCAGAUCUCAGUUUCCAACACAAAAGAGAUGGAUACAAGUAACUUUAGGUUAGAAAAUUGUUUAUACUUUACCGGAGAAAAGACGUCCCGUUCGUUCGUAUGGCUGGUAUAAUUGAACUUCUCAAAUGACAGAAGAAUCUUUAUAAGUGAUACAGUGCCCAAAUUCACACGUGGCAAAGUAUUGUACUCGUAUAUUAUUGGCAAAGUUUAUAGCAUCAAUUUCAUCUUUCUAGGUCUAAGACAUGGAGAAUACGAAUGGCAAGAUCCGAAGUCAGAAGAUGAAGUUGUAAAUAUUACAUAUGUUGAUAAAGAUGGAAAGAAAACUAAGGUCAGAGGCAAAGUCGGAGAUAAUGCAAUGUAUUUAGCACACAGAUAUGGAAUAGAAAUGGAAGGUGCUUGUGAGGCAUCAUUAGCAUGUACAACAUGUCAUGUUUAUGUACAAAGUGAAUAUUUUGACAAACUACCUCCAUCCGAAGAGAAAGAAGAUGACUUGUUAGAUAUGGCCCCAUUCCUAAAAGAAAACUCAAGAUUAGGUUGUCAAAUUACACUUACCAAAGAUUUAGAAGGUAUGGAAUUAAAAUUGCCUAAAGCUACAAGGAACUUUUAUGUAGAUGGACACAAACCUACACCUCAUUAGGUAAAACUGACAAAGAGCAGAGGAAAUUUGAAUUUGCAGAUCAAUCAUUAUUCAACAUAAUUUAGUCUCAGGAAAUGAAAAUGUUACUUAAAACAAUGCUAAGUGUUAUCAGAUUUAAAUA